Messenger RNA from Ascochyta rabiei, 603 nucleotides. Its product is annotated as Rho GTPase protein rac1. Gene Ontology annotation, biological process: regulation of cell shape; small GTPase-mediated signal transduction; actin filament organization. The coding region runs from base 1 to 603 and encodes 200 amino acids. The transcript is spliced from 6 exons. Gene Ontology annotation, cellular component: cytoskeleton; cytoplasmic vesicle; cell projection. The record is from RefSeq and is a predicted model, not a curated record. NCBI's taxonomy places the organism in Eukaryota, Fungi, Ascomycota, Dothideomycetes, Pleosporales, Didymellaceae. Gene Ontology annotation, molecular function: GTPase activity; protein kinase binding; GTP binding.
AUGGCUGCUCCUGCCACCCAGAGCCUGAAGUGCGUCGUGACCGGCGAUGGUGCCGUGGGCAAGACAUGUCUCCUCAUUUCCUACACAACCAACGCCUUUCCCGGCGAGUACAUUCCUACUGUCUUCGACAACUACUCGGCGAACGUCAUGGUCGACGGUAAGCCCAUAAGCCUGGGCCUGUGGGAUACCGCCGGGCAGGAAGACUACGACCGCCUGCGACCGCUCUCGUACCCCCAGACCGACGUCUUCCUGAUCUGCUUCUCCAUUGUGAGCCCUCCCUCGUUCGACAACGUCAAGGCAAAGUGGUACCCCGAGAUUGACCACCACGCCCCGGGGGUGCCCAUCAUCCUCGUCGGCACCAAGCUCGAUCUGCGAGACGACGAGGGCACCAAGGAGUCGCUGAGGCAGAAGAAGAUGGCGCCCAUCCAGUACGAGCAGGCCGUCAUGGUCGCCAAGGAGAUCAAGGCGCAGAAGUACCUCGAGUGCUCUGCCCUGACACAGCGCAACCUGAAGAGCGUCUUCGACGAAGCCAUCCGUGCCGUCCUGAGCCCGCGCCCCCAGCAAUCGGCGCAGAAGAAGAAGAGCAAAUGCACCAUCUUAUAA